Messenger RNA from Staurois parvus, 625 nucleotides. NCBI's taxonomy places the organism in Eukaryota, Metazoa, Chordata, Amphibia, Anura, Ranidae. The record is from the annotation of a GenBank genome assembly.
GCGCCCCGUCAUUGGUGUCGGUGGGAGGAAUGGCGCCCCGUCAUUGGUGUCGGUGGGAGGAAUGGCGCCCCGUCAUUGGUGUCGGUGGGAGGAAUGGCGCCCCGUCAUUGGUGUCGGUGGGAGGAAUGGCGCCCCGUCAUUGGUGUCGGUGGGAGGAAUGGCGCCCCGUCAUUGGUGUCGGUGGGAGGAAUGGCGCCCCGUCAUUGGUGUCGGUGGGAGGAAUGGCGCCCCGUCAUUGGUGUCGGUGGGAGGAAUGUGCCCCAUCAUUGGUGUCAGUGGGAGGCAUAGUGCCCCAUCAUUGGUGUCAGUGGGAGGCAUAGGGCCCCAUCAUUGUCAGUGGGAGGAAUGGUGCCCCAUCAUUGGUAUCAGUGGGAAGAAUAGUGCCCCAUCAUUGGUGUCAGUAGGAGGAAUAGUGCCCCAUCAUUGGUCAGUGGGAGGAAUAGUGCCCCAUCAUUGGUGUCAGGGAGGAAUAGUGCCCCAUCGUUGGUGUCAAAUGGAGGAAUGGUGCUCCAAGGGCCGGAUAAAGGCAAGCAAAGGGCCACAUCUGGCCUCCGGGACACAGUUUAGAGACCACUGAUCUAAAAUAUGUAAUGUAAGAGUAAUAAGAGUGCGGUACACUGGAGAC